Brassica napus (rape) is the source of this 2384-nucleotide messenger RNA. Its product is annotated as F-box/kelch-repeat protein At5g39560-like. The coding region runs from base 620 to 1831 and encodes 403 amino acids. The transcript has a single exon. The record is from RefSeq and is a predicted model, not a curated record. Gene Ontology annotation, molecular function: protein binding. NCBI's taxonomy places the organism in Eukaryota, Viridiplantae, Streptophyta, Magnoliopsida, Brassicales, Brassicaceae.
UAUAUUCUUUGUUGGAGUAAUUUCAUCUAAAACAUAAUCACAAAAGAUACUCAGAUUCAUCCUCAAGCAACUUUGUACUUCAUCUGGCGUAAACGGAAUGGAAGAGGCCAUCAAGAAAGUCCUUCUUUCUACUACCAGAAUACAACUUCUGGAUAAAAAUGUUCGGGACAGGUUGUUUAUCACAAUCCAAAGACUGGGAGACAAGAAAUAUGAGCAUGGUUUGGGUUAUGGUUAUCUACAAGAAACACUAACGCAACAUAUAUUUUUAGGAGGUUUCUUUAUUCUUUUACUCUUUCACAAUAAGCUGCAGCUUGAUGUAAACAAAGGCUUUGAUUAAAAUAAAUUUAACAUCCAAUUCAAAACAAAAAAAACAAAAUCACAAAUAUUAAGUAUUUAUUAUUCCAUCAUAAUAAUAUUAAUAUAUGCAUUUUUGAAAAAUUGAAGAGCACAAUUAACUUAUGUUAACAAUAACAUAUGCACUAUGCGUUAAAAAAAGAAUUAUCCCAAAUAAGAAUACCAAAAAGUCUUUAUGAGUUAAUUCCUAAACGUGUUUAGUUAACCACAUAUUUAUCAUAUUUCUUUCCACAGCCUCAACUGCAACUUUGGCCGGCCGAUCAUCAUGACUUCGGCAGAAGUUGAACCAACCAAAAAGAACAAGACGGUUCCUGAGCCAGCGUCGGCGUUUUCUUCACUACCAGACGAAAUCAUAGAGAACAUUCUUUCCCGUGUUUCGAGAUGGAAGUACCCAUCGCUCUCUCUCGUCUCUAAGAGAUUCCACACUCUGUUAUCAUCUAUGGAGAUCUACAAGACGCGAUCUCAAAUAGGAGCCGAUGAAACAUGCAUCUAUGUCUUGUUAAUGUUGCCCGAUCACCCAUGUGUGAGAUGGUUUAGUCUUCGGACGAAACCUAAUAAUCAAAACCGAACCAAACGGAGAGGUAAGAUUAGGUUUAAGCGGGACUCGAAUGAAUUUUCUGUUGUUCCUGUACCUUCAUCUUCUACAGAUUCUUUCCCCGAACUAUGUUCCAUCGAAACAGUUGGUUCGGACAUCUACAUAAUUGGUGGACCCUACAACGAACCGUCUUCCUCUGUUCGGAUAUUUGAUUGUCGGAGUCACACUUGGCGUGAUGGCCCUAACAUGACCGCGGCUAGAAAGCAUGCACAUACAGUUUUACUCGAUGAAAAAAUAUAUGUGAUGGGAGGUUGCGAUAUUGACGUGUACUAUGCCAACUGGAUUGAGGUAUUUGACACAAACUCUCAGUCUUGGACAGCCUUUCCUGGUCCUACAGUCGAUGAGUUAUGCAACCACUUACGCAAAAGACACUAUUAUAUAGUUAAUGUGUUCGAAGGGAAAAUUUACUUAGUACUGACACAUGAUAAAGAAUACACUUACGAGCUGAAAGAUGGCACAUGGAAACUUGUAAAAGAGAUAUCGAGUUUCAUAUCCGAUGAUUUCGUAGAGGCUUGGUGUGAGAUUGGGAAGGUAAUAUGCUGUUGCACUGACUCCGGUGAUUUAAUGUGGUCUGCCUCUGAGAUUGAGGGUAGAGUGUGGAAAGAGAUUAAGGGUUUGAAAAAAUUGCAAGAGCACCCUACAAGAGGUUUAAAAACUGGGUAUGGGUUUGCACUGUUGUACUGUGGUGGCAAACUUUUACUCCUGUGGUACUCCAGAAGCAGUUCUAUGAUCAAACGAGGAGACGUAAUUUUGUACGCAAAGAUUUCUUUAGAAUCAAGACGCAAUGGACGUGAGGUGUGGGGCAAUGUUGAGUGUGUUGAUGUGCUUACCUUUCCUGUCGAAUCAUAUUUUUGUAUUGAUUGUGUUGCUGCGUCGGUUUGAUGUCCCUUCGAGUUGGUAUGAGUUGUUCCUUUUGCUUCCAACAUGUGUGUUUUGUUUCAUUAUAGUGUUUAAAGAAAAUAUUUUUGUUGCAAAAUAAAUGAUGUUCUGGUUAUUUUAGAUAGAGUUUAAUACAUUUAAAAUUUAUGGAACUACAAAACAGUAUUUUUAUAUUUGUUGAACUACUUUUAUUCAAUGACAUUUUAUAUAACCAAAAUAAAUUGUAUAAAUAUUUGUACUUUUUAAUCAUUGUGUAAAAAUUUUAAAGCCUUUGGUUGAGCUAGUUAGCUCUAACCUAUGCUCUCCAUUUAAUAAAGAGAAAAAUAUAAAAAGCAAUAAGGAUAAGAAGAAAAGGAUGCAUACUCUCCCAUGAGAGUUGCUGCAAUGAAUGUGAGAACAUUUUAUGACAAAUGUCAUAUAACAAGUGAUAGAUUUUAAUUUUUGGUAUAAUUUAUUUAUUUAAUAUACUAAUAAUAUUACUCCUUCCGUUUUUAAAUAUAAGUUUUUUUAGAAUUGUGCACAUAGAUUAAAAAAUCAUUAUUUUUUUAUAUUUUUU